AUGCUCCCGCUGCGCGUCACCAACAACUGCAGAGAACCCAUCUGGCCGGCGAUCCUCACGCAGUCCGGCACCGGGCCCGCCAGCUCCGGCUUCCUGCUCGGCCCGGGCGCCACGAAGGCGCAGACUGUCGGCCUCGACUGGAAGGGACGCGUGUGGGCUCGUACGAAUUGCAGUUUCCCCACGACGGCAGGAUCGGGCUCGGGUCCGUCGAGCGGGCAGGGAGGCAGUCCGUGCCAGACGGGCGAUUGUGGCAUGUUUUUGCAGUGCCAGGGUGCGGGACACGCACCGGCAACAUUGGCUGAAUUCACCAUGUCGUCAAAUACCAACCAAUGCUUUUACGACAUCUCGCUGGUCGACGGCUACAACAUCCCCGUGGGCAUCAUUUCCCUACUUAGGGAGAGCGGGAACGCGAAUCUGACCGAUAUCCCACCCAACCUCACAAACCCCGUUUGCAUCGGAACCUCUUCCCUUCUCGCGCCCGUAGGCGACAGCCCAGACGCCGACUUCGGCACUAAUUCCACCUAUCCACUUCCCCUAGACCAGUCUGUUACUUCCUCCUUCGUGCAAGACUGGUGUCCAUGGCCCCUCCAACUUACUCCACCCACGAAACCAGGCGACGGCGUCUAUCCUUACCCCGAUGACAGCAUCCAGCGACCCAUCUUCAACCCGUGCCUCAGCGCCUGUGCAAAGUGGAACAAGGCUAAGUACUGUUGUACCGGUAAUCACGGAACACCCGCCACCUGCUCCCCUAGCCUGUACUCGCAGCAGGCGAAGAAGCUAUGUCCGGACGCAUACAGUUAUGCGUAUGACGACCAGACUUCCACGUUCAUCAUUCCUCAGGGUGGAGGCUUUGAGGUCGUAUUCUGUCCUGCGGGUAGGAGUACAAAGAUCUUGGCCACGUUUGGGGAUCAGUUGAGGCAGCUGGCACAGACGGGGCAUGUGACGAGGGAUAUUAUCUCGAUGGCGCAGAAUGUCUCCUAUAUCAGGGAGAAGAGUACUGCUGAGCGAGUAGUCACUGGGCCGAGCGCGUUGCUGAUUGUCUUGGUGGCAUUGUUGCUGUCUUGGUUUGGGGAAUUUGGAGCUUCGCGGUGA
Cladophialophora bantiana CBS 173.52 is the source of this 1092-nucleotide messenger RNA. RefSeq lists its product as uncharacterized. Gene Ontology annotation, cellular component: extracellular region. The transcript is spliced from 2 exons. NCBI's taxonomy places the organism in Eukaryota, Fungi, Ascomycota, Eurotiomycetes, Chaetothyriales, Herpotrichiellaceae. Gene Ontology annotation, biological process: defense response. Bases 1 to 1092 code for a protein of 363 amino acids. The record is from RefSeq and is a predicted model, not a curated record.